UCUGAUCGGUUAGGCCGAGUGCACUGGCUGGCAAGCGUUCGAGGGUUUGCUGAAGGCCGAAGGCCCGUCCCUGGCGUCGCUUUACCGUGGCAUGCUGCUGGACCACCUGCAAGUUCCCGACGCCCUCACCGUCGCCGUGUCGGCAGCACUGGGCAAGCGGUUGUUCACCCACCUGGUUCCGAACGUGGCGGCGGCCACCGAGAUCCUGCGACGCUUCAAUGCCCGCAAACUCCCCAGCAGCAUCGGUUUCCAGGCGCUGGACAGAGCGCGCCGUGACCACGCUGCCGUCAAGCCAAGCGAGCGGACGGUGGAGCGCCUUCUCGACCGUGUCGGCUGUAACUCGGAGGAGCUGAGGCCGGUUCUGGGCCACUGGCUCGGAAAGUGGCUGCUCUGCUCCAGCCUGGAGCUGGCAGUGGAGGUCAGCAGGAAGUACAAGCUCAACUGCGUCACCCUCGAAGGGGACACGGUGCUUGCGAGCGGGGUCCUGAGCGGUGGCCACCGCGACCCGGUGAAGAACGCCUUUGUCCUCUACUCUCAGUUCAGCAGCGCCAAGGAACGGCUCAGCUCCGCGCUGAAAGCCAGGGAGCAGAUGGCGCUUGCGGUGCACCAUGGUAUCAAGUCCAGCGAAGAGGUUCUUGCCAAGAUUCAGAAUCUUCAACAGAAGGUCUUGCGUGAUGGAGAUGGCAUCUCGAAGCUCACAUCUGACUGCAAGUCACUUCUGGCGCAAAUUUCACACUUCAGCAGCACCCUUGAGACACUAGAGAAAGCCCUCGCGGAGCAGAACGGCUCGAUGCAACACUACCGCCGAGAACGGGACGAGCUGGCGCAGGAGCUGUCGACCGCUUUGGCCAAGCCGCUGACGCGGCGAGGUCAGGAGGAACUGCAGGCGACUUCGCUUGAGGAGCAGGAGCUGCGGAAGCUCCUCAGGAAAGCCUCUGCUCGGAAGCUCGAGCUUCAACAGGAAUUAUCCAGUCUCGAAAGCACACUCCAAUGCCAGGUGAUUCUCGGACAAGACAAUGUGACCAAGGAGAAACAACUCCUCGAGGAAAAGCUGCUGGCCCUACGAAACCGGCUCGACCUCUCAGAGUCCCGACUUACCGUGCUCAAGGAAUCCAAGCGUACGACGAUGAACGACAUCGAAGAAAUCCAAAAAGACGUGACAGACGACGACGACCAACGGGAACUGGAGCGGAGCAUCGAGCGCCUGUCGACGGACCAGGCCUACCUCCAGGCAGACAUGGAAGCGGGGAGCCAGGAGGUCCAACAACUCGACGCACAACGGCAGGCCGUGCUCGCAGCGCUGGAUGCGUCCAAAAAGAAAGUGUCCAUGUUUGGCAGCGUGUCAGCCAAACUAGAGGAAUACCGAGGCAUGGAACGUCAAGCGUUGCACAGACUACUCUCAGUAGUACAGGAGGAGCUGAAGGCCAUGGAACCACCCAACCUCGCUGCCAUUGGGCUCUUCGAGGAGAUGCUCAACAGGCGCAAAACCCUCCAAGCGCAGGUCAAGGACACUGACCAGGGCCGGCAAAGACUGGACGACCUGACCAGUUCGGAGCAAAGCAAGUACGGCGAGAGCAUCGAGGUGACGCUGAAGCAGGUGUCCCUCUACUUCUCCGACAUCUUCCGCAAGUUCGUGCCCCGCGGAAGCGCCGUCAUGAUCUUCACGAAGGACGACGAGCCCGGCGACAGCCCCCCCACGCCGGGCGGCUCUGGAGAAGGCUCUGGAGAAGGAGCUCCGAUGGCCUACCGUGCCGUCCACCUGAACGCGAGGUUCUGCAGCCGCGGUCCCCUGCAGGACCUGCGUAGCCUCUCGGGGGGCCAGAAGUCGGUGGUGGCCCUCUCCUUCAUCUUGGCCCUGCAGAAGGCGGACCCGGCACCCUUCUACCUCUUCGACGAAGUCGACAGCCAUCUAGACCGGGAGCAGAGGGAGGCACUCGCACAGGUGCUGGAGGAGUUGAGCGACAGCAGCCAGUUCAUCUGCUCUACCUUCAGUCCCGAGCUGGCACAGAAGGGAACCGUGUUUUACGUCACUCACAAGCAGGGGGCCAGCCACGUGGAGUCCGUCUCUCAAGAAAGGGCGCUGAAUUUACUGCAGGGCAUCAUCACUCGCAGGCCUGAGGACUGAACUCUCAGCCGGGGUGCAACGUUUCUUGUCAUCUUUUCUAGUCAUGCAAAUUGCACCAAAGUUGUUUGUUUUUUUUAUUAACGUACAAAAUUGUUUUUUGUGCCGUUGUGACCAGUGUAACUGAGGAAUCUCUGCCACUUUUGUUUUACAUGACCGAAGUCCUGUGGACGAAAUGUGCAUCUGUUUAAUCUUGGGUUUGUUCCACCCCACAUAUUCUAGUUUGUUUAUUUUAAUUUUAAAUGUGGCAGCGGCACAAACUUGCCGGAUGCUUUUAGUUUGCUUUUAUCACAAGGCACUGCGUCUCUUUAAUUUUGUUGACUGUUGUUUGAAAGUUCACAACUUUUUUUGCUCUAGGCAAAAGUUGACAAAGCUCAAUUUUUAUGCAGCUGAUUUUUAUUUGAAGAUAAUAUAUUAUGAAGAUUACCCCAUACUGGAAGACAAUGCAUUUUUACAUUUUCGACUAAGGUUUCUACAAAGCGACGAUGGUAAAUAUCACCGGAUGUUUUUUUGUUUUUAUAAGUUAUAUUGUUCAUGACACAAAAUGUUUUUACCUUCGACUAGUCAACAUUUUGACUGUUCUUAUUUUGGAGCGGAAAUUCUGAAGGUUGUCUUUCGACGGAGUCUUUACUUUCUCAAAGCUCUAUGCCUUUUUUAAAACUCAUAAAAGCAAAUAUCGAUAAGUUUUUAAGCCAGCCUUUUCUAAUAAAACAUGCAAAUGUUGA
Messenger RNA from Ixodes scapularis (black-legged tick), 2847 nucleotides. RefSeq names its product structural maintenance of chromosomes protein 3-like. The record is from RefSeq and is a predicted model, not a curated record. Bases 92 to 2125 code for a protein of 677 amino acids. Gene Ontology annotation, molecular function: ATP binding; double-stranded DNA binding; protein binding. The transcript has 17 exons. Gene Ontology annotation, cellular component: chromosome. Gene Ontology annotation, biological process: mitotic sister chromatid cohesion. Lineage: Eukaryota; Metazoa; Arthropoda; Arachnida; Ixodida; Ixodidae.